GCGCUCCCGGAUUUCGUGGUGUUCCGGACGGAGAAGCGUGGCGUCAGAUAAAUGGCUCGUUUAAACUGGGAGCUGCCCGCGUGUUGUCUGGCUGGCAGAUGCAGUGCCUAGUGUCGGGCCACCAAGACAACGCCAACAUGAACGGAACCGCAGAGCAGGCCGACAUCCUGCCGCCAAACUGCAUGGUCAAAGACCGGUGGAAAGUGCUGAAGAAAAUUGGUGGGGGCGGAUUUGGGGAGAUCUACGAGGCGCUGGAUAUUCUGACCCGGGAGAAUGUGGCGCUCAAGGUGGAGUCAGCCCAGCAGCCCAAACAGGUUCUGAAGAUGGAGGUGGCGGUUCUGAAGAAGCUACAGGGUAAAAACCAUGUUUGUAAGUUUAUUGGCUGUGGAAGAAAUGACAAGUUCAACUACGUGGUCAUGCAGCUGCAGGGUCGUAACCUGGCGGAUUUAAGGCGUAGUCAGCCCAGAGGUACCUUCACCAUGAGCACCACCCUCCGUCUGGGGAAGCAGAUUCUGGAAUCCAUUGAAGCCAUUCACUCCGUGGGCUUCCUGCACCGAGACGUCAAACCGUCUAACUUUGCUAUGGGACGACUUCCCUCCACGUACAGGAAGUGCUACAUGCUGGACUUUGGUCUUGCCCGGCAGUACACCAACACCACGGGAGAGGUCCGACCGCCGAGGACGGUGGCGGGUUUUCGAGGGACUGUCCGCUAUGCAUCGGUCAAUGCUCACAAAAACAAGGAAAUGGGUCGGCAUGAUGACUUGUGGUCGCUGUUCUACAUGUUGGUGGAGUUUGCUGUCGGACAGCUGCCAUGGCGGAAGAUCAAGGAUAAGGAACAAGUGGGUCAAAUUAAAGAACGCUACGACCAUCACAUGCUGCUUAAACACAUGCCUUCAGAGUUCCACGUCUUCCUGGACCAUGUCCUGACUCUGGACUACUACACCAAACCAGACUACCAGCUGCUGAUGUCGGUGUUUGAGAACAGCAUGAAGGAGAGAAUAAUAACGGAGAACGAGCCCUUCGACUGGGAGAAAGGAGGAAGUGACGCCACGCUGUCCACCAGCGCCUCUACUCAGCCACAGCACAACACCCGUCCCACUGCUGCCAUGCUGGGAGCCAUGGUGACCCCAGUACCAGGGGACCUGCAGCGAGAGAACACAGAUGAUGUUCUCCAGGACGAACACCUCAGCGACCAGGAGAAUGCCCCCCCAGUCCCCCUCAUCCGACCCGCCACCGAGCAGAACAACCAGCAAGCCGGGGAGGGAGGGGAAGGUUGGGAAGACACCGACUUCAACCGCAACAAACUCCGCAUCAGCCUCAGCAAGGGGGGUCAGGAGGAGGAAGCAAGUCGAGGGGCUUGUCCCGUGUCACCGGGUCGUGUUGCUGCUCCAGAGUCCCCCGGUGGUCAGGUCCUGUCCCUGCGGUACCGUCGGGUCAACAGCCCAGAAUCCGAGCGGCUGUCGGCUGCCGAGGGCCGGGGUGAUGGAUAUGGACAGAGGUCACGAAUGGACAUGCUGGGCUCUCCAUCACGUCACGUGUACUCCUCCCAGCCAGCCCAAAUGCUAUCGGUUGACCCUGGUUGCCGUGGUGAGCGUCAGGUGAGUGGCCGUCAGGAGGGCUCGGUGGCCUCAAUGGACCAGGAGGCGCACAGCAACGCCUUCAUCCGCUCCGUCCCACUGGCUGAGGAGGAGGACUUUGACAGCAAGGAGUGGGUGAUCAUUGAUAAGGAGGCGGAGCUGCGUGACUUCCAGCCAACCACGUCUGGCACCACGGACGAAGAGCCGGAAGAGCUUCGCCCACUGGAGGAACAGGAAGAGAGGAGGAGGCUGAGAGCUGCAGGCGGGGAGUUGGUGGUUCGUCCGAAGACCCACACCAGAGACAGCAGCAGAGGAAUGCUGACUCUAACGGAGGAGGACCCGUCAAAACGCAGCAUUGGAAGCCCCGCCCAGUCACCCUGUCACUCACUCCCUCUAGGACGCCCCCGACGCCGAGAGUCAGAGCCCACUGGACCCCAAAGACCGGCGGCGUCGCCCCCAGAGCAGAGCGGCCCAUCUCUUACGUCCCCGGACUACCGUCUCAAGAGCCAGAGCGAUGAGAGGGAGCACUUCCACAUCCUGCCGCAGCUCCAUGCCCAGAGAGCUGACUUCUUGACCGUCAUGUUGACUGGCACACUUCCUCAACGACGAAGCUUCGCCACUCUGCCAGCAGAAAAUGAUAUACUAGAAGUUCCUGGUCCGAGGGACGAUGACGUCACCAAGAGUGAAUCCAACAGUCAAGCCAGUCAGAAGAGCACUGAGCACAGCCAGGAUGCAGCACCAUCCACCCUCAUGGCAGAGGAUCAAAGAGGACAGAGGGAGCCUGCCUCGGCCGGCGAUGCAGAUCCCGACCUGGAAGAUGCUUCCAAGACCCUGGUCCUCUUCUCUCCCGGAGACACCCGCAAGUCCCCCUCUGGGGUUGCAGAGGGGGAGUUAGCCACACCAUCUGCCCUGACCCCCCGCAAUGAGCGGUUCCCACUGGGGGAGGCUGUCCAACCCGAUCACCCUGAAACUGGCAGGUUGUCCCCGGCUUUGAGGUUUGAUCUGAGGCCAGCCACCCCUAUCGCUCCAGCCUCCCCGCCCUUCACCAAAGUUGAGCGUACCUUCAUCCACAUCGCAGAGACAACACAUCUCAAUGUAAUGUCUUCAAGCGGCCAGUCUGUUAAGGAGAAUGAGCGUGAAGCCUCAGCUAUCUUCAAGGAGGCGUCUAUAGAAGAGGACCCAUAUGAGAAGAUGGGGGUAAUCAGAGAGCACCAUGUAUUACUGAGUACAGCACCUCAGCUUUCAGAGGAAUCUGUGGCAGAUCAACCUCCAGAAGAGGAAGAGCAUCCAAAAGCUGAGGAUGGUCUGUCCUCUGUCUUAGCUCCGGCUUUGGAGCCCUACCUGGAAACAGUCUCACCAGCUAAAGAAUGCAGAUCUGUGUCUGAGGAGCCCAGAAAGGAGACAUUUUCCAGUGAGGAAGAACAACUGAAGCCACAGGAAGCUGGAUCAGAAGCAGAGAUGAUGAGGAUCAGGGUCAGAAGUCGCAUCCCGAUCCUCGUCUCUGAAGAGGAUUCUUGCUCAGAGCGGUCCUCUUCCACCUCCGCCCAGGCCCGGCUGCAGAAGCGAACCAGGCAGCUGGACCUGGCCCGCCUUGUGGUGGAGAAGCAGCAGGGUCGCUGGAUGAGGAGACGGCAGGUCUCUGGGACGUCGUCGUCGCUUUCGUCAGGGGACGAUGAACGGCGGAGAGCCUCUGAGACUCUAUCCACCACAGGCUCAGAGGAGGACACGCAUGCCUCGGACGAAUCCCGCCUCAAAGCCACAGAGGAGCAGAGCUCCAAGGAGUGGAGGAGCCGGAUCCCCCGGCCAGUCACCCCAGUGAAGAGACCCUCCGGCGGCCUCAGUGCAACUCCUCCCUCCCCGCUGUCCCAACCAGGUACCACGAGCAAAGGAGUGGCAGCCAUCAGUAAUGGGAUUCAGAAAGGGGGAAUGAGCAAACCUAAGCCCCUGUCAGCCAGGUCAGCUUCCUCUUCCUCCUGUCCCCGGCCCUCUGUUGGCCUCUCCCAGCUGAGUGGUAGCCCCCGGAUGCCCCUUCGGGCUAUCUUUGGAACCCGCCGGAGCCUUAGCACUACCCACUGCAGGACUGAUAGCCCCUCCCCACAGCGUGUCUGUCCAACAAGGCGGCCCCUUUCAGUGCGGACCCACACUGUUCCCUCGCUACCACCCAGAACUAUCACUCCCAUCCAGCGGAGUGCCUCCCAAGACGCUGCCAACCAGUUGUCUGCUGCAGCCACGCCUAUCACCAGACCCCGGCCCAAGCCAGCAGGUACCCCUAAGGGUAAACCAAGCAACAGGGAGAAGGUUGGGACUGCUAGAUAAUACAAACAGACUUAUCACUGGGACAGCUGUUCAUCCUUCAGACAAACUAUGCUUAAAAAGGUUCAGAGUGGACGGUGUUUACGUGCAACAAGAAGACGAUGCCGCUUUGUGAUCCAGACCAAGAUCACAAGUCAGUCACGCCAAUCUUUGUUUGAAGACUGGGUCUGACCUCCCUCUCCUCGAGAACAACUCAAAAAAGGUGAGUCCGUCCAAAAAAUGGUUGGGUCCAAUCACAGCUGUAGAGACCAAUUUAAGGUGGACACAUAUUGCUCUGAAUGAGAGCCAGGCCAGACCCAAACGCCCACACAAAUCAAUGUGACUAACUCGUGAAGUUAACGAACGAUCACCUCCUUUGAUUCAAAUCCUUUCACGUGAAUGGGACUCAGCACUCCAAGGACAGUACAUAUGGCUGUCUGCAUGGGCUUCCAAUAAAUCUGAGGGACUGUCAAGAGGAGCAAAGGUGCUGCGGUGCUAAAGAUAUGUCCACUCUUCUCCGUAGUCAGUUUCUGUUUGAACUUCGGUUUUGGGAGCCAAUCCUCUCAUCCAAAGGAAAGAACCACCACAACUUCACAAAUCGAGUCCCAGAGAUUCUCAACACACUUACGCUUAACACAACCACUGGUAUACUACUACGCCAUCCACCUUGUCAUGCUUGGUACACUUUGCAUGGUGACAAAUAUCCCAAAGACUUUGGAUCGUUAGGAAGACAACACUGACCAUUUCCAUUGGGGUACAUAUGCUACUAAGGAUCUAAAUGAGUUGGUUUAAAUGAUUGCCUAUGUAAACAUGGUAAAAUAAUCCUAUGUAAACAUGGUAAGAUAAUCCUAUAUCUAUAUCCUGUAUGUACUACAAUUUGGUCUGAGGAGAGGUGUUGGAUCUGAAGAAAAAUUAUGUGGCCAACCGUUGCUGUGAUGGUGUGACAAUGGGCAUGCUUCUAUCAUCCUGUUCUCUGGCUUUUAGCUCUUCUUUAUGCUCUAAAUUGUAUAUAAUAGAAUCAUUUCUCAUAAAAGCAUCUUUAUUUUUUAACCAUGCAAAGCAGAGUGUAAAUCUCAAGUCUUUACCCAUAUGUUCCAAUGGUUUGGCACUACGCCUGUUUUAUUACGCAUGAGAAAAACAGGGUUUUAACAUGGUGAAAAAGAUCUACCUGCCUUGGUCCUUCUGACAGUGUGAUGGUUUGCUGGUCUGUGGAGCCCAUGUUGUGAGAGUUUUUAUGGA
Lampris incognitus (smalleye Pacific opah) is the source of this 5108-nucleotide messenger RNA. It is a transcript of the gene ttbk1a, whose product is annotated as tau tubulin kinase 1a. Gene Ontology annotation, molecular function: protein serine/threonine kinase activity; ATP binding. Gene Ontology annotation, biological process: peptidyl-tyrosine phosphorylation; peptidyl-serine phosphorylation; signal transduction. Gene Ontology annotation, cellular component: nucleus; cytoplasm. Lineage: Eukaryota; Metazoa; Chordata; Actinopteri; Lampriformes; Lampridae. Bases 99 to 3893 code for a protein of 1264 amino acids. The record is from RefSeq and is a predicted model, not a curated record. The transcript is spliced from 16 exons.